Messenger RNA from Manis pentadactyla (Chinese pangolin), 2662 nucleotides. RefSeq names its product CD226 molecule (gene CD226). Gene Ontology annotation, cellular component: external side of plasma membrane. NCBI's taxonomy places the organism in Eukaryota, Metazoa, Chordata, Mammalia, Pholidota, Manidae. The transcript has 6 exons. Gene Ontology annotation, biological process: positive regulation of Fc receptor mediated stimulatory signaling pathway; positive regulation of type II interferon production; positive regulation of immunoglobulin mediated immune response. Bases 35 to 1090 code for a protein of 351 amino acids. The record is from RefSeq and is a predicted model, not a curated record.
CAGUGCAUUGUGCUGGACCUCUGCAUGUAACAUUAUGAAAAUUGUCUUUUUCAUAGACCAGCCUCCCAAGCCGUUUCCAGAGAUGGAUUAUCUUACUUUUCUCUUGGCUAUUCUUCAGGUAUACAAAGCUCUGUGUGAAGAGAUGUUCUGGGACACAACUGUUAAACUGGCCGAAAAUAUGACUCUAGAAUGUGUGUAUCCAUCAAUGGACACCUUAACCCAGAUGGAGUGGUUCAAAAUCAACACAACGGAGAAAGAGUCCAUAGCCAUUUUCAGCCCUACUUACGGUGUGAUCAUAAGAGAGCCCUAUGCCGGCCGGGUUGACUUUUUAAAUGCAACCCCACCUCCUAAUGAUAUGACCCUGUCCUUUAACAAUGCCUCAGACGCUGACGUCGGGUUUUAUUCCUGCUCUCUUCAUACAUUCCCACAUGGACCUUGGGAAAAGGUCAUACGGGUGGUUCCAUCCGAGAGUUUUGAGAAAGCUGUGCCAUCAAAUAGCCACAUGGUGUCAGAGCCUGGAAAAAACAUCACACUCACCUGUCAGCUUCCAGUGAAGUGGUCAGUACAACAAGUCACGUGGGAGAAGAUCCAGCCCCAUCAGAUUGACCUCUUGACUAGCUGCAACUUGUCCCAAGGGAGAGGUCACCCUUCCAAGUACCGAAGACAGAUCCUGAGCAGCUGCCGCCAGGGAAUGGGGAGCAUGUCCAUCACUGUGCCACACCUCAUGGCCUCUGACUCAGGACUGUACCGCUGCUCCUUGCAGGCCAGCACGGGGGAAGGUGAAGGCUUCGUGGUGAGGUUGACCGUGACCGAUGGCAAAACGGAUAACCAAUAUAUCCUCUUCAUAGCUGGAGGGACAGUUUUAUUGUUGCUCUUCAUCAUCCUAAUUACCACCGUCAUUGUCAUUUCUUAUAACAGAAGGAGACCGAGACAGAAAAGAGGCCUAUUUGAAGAGUUCUGGAAUACACAAAAUAAGGCAUCUAAUAACUACAGAAGUCCCGUCUCUACCAAUCAACCAUCAGAUGGUGCAACAGAGGAUGUUUAUGUCAACUACCCAACCUUCUCUCAUAGACCAAAGGCUAGAGUCUAAGUUUUCUCCCUGAUCUGAGAAGAGUUAUAUGACUGUUUUGUACAUGAAUCUUUAUGCAGUUUCUUCCCACUACUCAGUGUCUACCAUGGAUACUGGCUAAGUUGACUGAAUUUAUUUUGAGAGGAAACAUACUGCAUUAUCUAGAGAAUUAAACAUUCUUGACAGAAAUGUUUCAGAAAGCCUGACUCUCAUCAAAGGAGACUUACUGAAUCAUGUAACUGAGCAAUUCAGGACAGAUGAAGCUGCAGGCAAGAGUCAUUCACCAAGGCUUCAACGUUGCAUCUGGAAUUACUAAUGGGCAUGAACCCAUUUCUGGAUCUGCUUCUGCAGUGCUGGACCCACUUUGCUGGCAUCAGCCUCACUCUCGUCCAGGCUUUCCCCUUGUUCUAGGAAUCCUGCUAACAACUCUUGGCGAUUUAUGAUCCUUGUUUCUAUCUGGUAGAGAGCUUACUUCUCUGGCAGAGCAAACAAAUUUGGUUAUUUCUUCUUCAUUAAACAGGCAUUAUGGCCAGAAGGGAUGAAAUGGAUUAAGUCAAUUAAGGGUUCAUUCUAUGGCUAGGAGUGGGGCCAAAGCACAUUACUAGGAAAUUCAGAGUCUCGUUAGAAAGGGUUCAGGGGAGCCUGGAAGCUGGGCUGGUUACCAGCAAGCAUGAACCACAGUGACAUUCCAAGACAUCUCUUGUUAACCAAUGAAGAGGGAAUACGUGGGUGCAUCUAAGCUCUUCCCACUUAGAAUGUGCCACAUCAGCAUAGUCCAGAAGAGUGCUUAUCAAGAAGGUAAAUGUGACAGCGAAAUCUCUUCUUUCUAUUCACCAAUAACUUCACCUCCAAGUCCAUAUAGAAUUUUUGCCUUAUAAUGGAGUAGAUCGUUCAAUAAUAACUUACUUUUUCUACUCCUGAGAAUUAUUUUUAAUAUGUGAAUUCUGUCAAGAUGAUCAGGCACCUAGCUGUUACUGUAUUUCUAAAAAACAAUUAUGCAAAAUCAGAAUACAAGAAAAAGGAGUGGUAGUUGAAGUGGUGGCAGAGGGUGGUAGGCUAGAAAAGUGAGGGGAAGAGCACUGGGGGGGCCCAAGGGAGCAGGAAAGGGGAUCAAAGAAUGGGGAGAUGCAGAGAGAAGCUUGUCCUGCUUCAUGGUUUGGCCAAAGACAACCCAAGUGGUGUCACCACAGAGCAGUUAGAGACCAUGCCUGCCAUUGUCCAAAUUCUAGAUUUGGCAAACAGUGAAAAUUAUUUCUGACAUUAAAUAAUGGUUGUAGUCACCUUGAACCACGAUGAUUACCACCAAAUAUAGUGGUCAUUCAUGUGUCAAAUAUUUGUUACUCAUCUAUAAAAGAUCCAUCACAAAUUUAGUGUCAAAGUUGUAGACCUUUCAUGACAACCAAAAUCAAAUUCUCAUCGUGUCUAAGACAAAUUCUAAUCUACAGUUUUAAGCAAGUCAGUGGCUAUUUUAUGAUUUUUUAGCCGUAAGUGCCAUGUGUGCCAAAUAAUGCAAUUGCUGAAACUGUGACCUUCCCUACCUGAUUCAGAAGAGAAAAAAUUGAAAUAACCACUUCCCAGCUGUAUUUCUAUACA